Messenger RNA from Uncinocarpus reesii 1704, 1659 nucleotides. RefSeq lists its product as uncharacterized. The coding region runs from base 1 to 1659 and encodes 552 amino acids. The record is from RefSeq and is a predicted model, not a curated record. NCBI's taxonomy places the organism in Eukaryota, Fungi, Ascomycota, Eurotiomycetes, Onygenales, Onygenaceae. The transcript is spliced from 3 exons.
AUGGUUUGGCUCGCCAAGACCUCUACGCUCGUUCUCCUGACUCUCCCUGCCAUCGUCUCCUCCAUUGCUCUGCCGCGAGACCCAAUUCCCGCGGCCAACGUAGUAUCAAGGCGAGAUGAAACCCAUCUGCCCAUAGCAUUUAGAGCCGUGUGCAAUGGGUGUUUUGAUGGCGCAGAUUCGGAAGUCGUAUUCAAUCUGGACAUAUUGAGCACAAAGUCGGUUUGUGGGGAGAGCAGCAUCCGUCUCAAUGGCCGGGUAUUGAACCUGACCUGGGACGGUAUUACCGCUGCCGGUGAAACCAGUCUUACGGCCAAACUUUCCAACGGAAAAGAGAAAGCAGAUUUCUUGCUGAAUUCCAGAGCUCUCUGUAUUGCUAGCCGGGAAAACUCUACUGAGGACUAUGCUGCCCAAAUACUUGCCGUCACUUUCUACCCGGCCGGCCGGGUCAAUGAAGACAAUGACACCUCUGGGUUUGCAUUUUCAUUCAACUCCGUAGGGAAGCCUGAGGUAUUUCGCCUGGUUACGUCUCCGGUUUCCUACUCCGCGCAGGAUGAGUCCUUCGAAUCGUGGUUGGAUUCUUCCGGCUCUGAUCAGUUCCAAGUGCAAAAUGGCGGCAUGAGCGAAGCUGGCCAGAUCGAUGACUUGGAGGAAGAGCUACAGCAACUGCACAAAUUGAAGCAAGAGGCCCAGAAGUUACAGAACCUCAUCAAAGACAAGGACGAGAAGAUCCGAACGCAUCUUCUUCAUAAUUGCAUGUGCCUAUCCUCGAGGCUCAAAAGUUGCAAGAAUCUUAAAUGUUUCGUUGAAGCUUCGUUCAAGUUCGUGCCAGGCAUUUUCCAGCUUAUGAAGUAUCGUUUCGGUACGCUGCCAUCUACCUUAGCCGGCAUCCCAUGUCGCCCGCUUGUGCGGGAGUGGGCGAACCAAACCUCAACUACCAACCUCGACCCGCCCUACACUCCCUCAAACAGCAGCCGAGUCACUAUUGGAAACAAGCCAGGACUCACCAUACAGCGGCUGCCGAAUACACCGGCCCUAAGUCGACCAUUCAAACCGCGGCCGAUGAGGCACAUGAUUGGAGAUGUUGCGGUGAUGGGCCUCCUUAUCGUCAUUAUUACGGUGCUUCUAAAGAAAUGCAAUUCCCUCUCAUGUCGACGUCGUCGUGUUGACUUGGCUGCAAGACGAGAAGAAAGGCGUACCCGCCAUGCAUAUCGAGCUGCAGCUUGCCGCUAUAAAAUGAGGCUAUGGUGGUCCGGGCUUCGGAGUUCCUUACUUGGAAUUCCGAAUACUCGGCCGUCUCCAACCCACGUUCGAUAUCAUGACCCAAACAGCGACCCUAAUACGUUUACGGGCGCAAGACGACCAGGCCAGCCAAGUGAGAGUACGAUGCGCAAUGAAAUUAUAGGAUUCCGACGAGCGCUUGAAUAUGUUGGGCAGCUCGUUCAUGUCAAUAAUUCAAACGGGCAGGAGGAUUCUGGCGACAUCGCAGAUAUAAAUGUUAGGAGAGGGCCAGCGGGUCCACCAACAGUAAUUUCCUCUGUUGCUCCGUUGCCGACGAUUGGUUCUCCAAGGACUAGCACGGUGUUUAGCUAUGACGAGACCGACGAUUCUGGGACGAUUGAAAGCAUUGAUCUGGAGACUGCAACUAUGUUAAGCGGAUGA